CCCUCAUCCCUCUUCUUCCUAGCUCUUUGGCUCUCCCUCUCCCCCCUUCUCGAUCCCCUCCACACCACACAAAAAGAAAUAGCAUGGCGCAUUUUCGCCGCAGCACGCUGGUUCCGUUGAUCCUCGCCGUCCUGGCGCUUGUUCCGGCGGGCGAGGCGCGGCGGCUGCACCGCGUGAGCCGCGCUUUCGACGCCGUGGGGCUCUGCCGGCAGACGCACUACGCCAAGCUCUGCCAGGCGCUGGCGGCUUCGACGGCGGUCAGCUCGCCGCAGUCGCUGGUGGAGGCGUCGGUCGAGAGGGCGGCGCUCAAGGCGGAGCACGCGCAGGCGGUGGCGGCCCAGCUGUCGGCUGCCCCGGGCGCCGAGAAGGUGCUGCAGAACGUCCUGCAGUCGUGCCGGGACAGCUACGGGUCGGCGGCGGACGCCCUGCAGAAGGCACUGCAGCUGGUGCGCGGCGGCGGGCGGGCCGCAGACAUCAACAGCGAGCUCACGGCCGCCGGCACGUUCGUCGAUACCUGCCAGGACUCGUUCGACGAGUUCCCGGACGUCGACGGCUCGCUCCUCACAAACGUGCAGACCAAUCUCAGCAGGCUCGUCAGCAACAGCCUCAACCUCGCCGCCGCCUUACACUAACAAACUAGCAGUAUAUAUAUAUAUAUAUAUAUAUAUAGCAGCAUGCAUGCAUGCAUGCAUGCAUGCACUUGAU
Molecule: messenger RNA, 705 nt
Organism: Ananas comosus (pineapple)
Lineage: Eukaryota; Viridiplantae; Streptophyta; Magnoliopsida; Poales; Bromeliaceae
Exons: 1
Coding region: 84-632 (182 amino acids)
Biological process (GO): negative regulation of catalytic activity
Molecular function (GO): enzyme inhibitor activity
Source: RefSeq, a predicted model, not a curated record